Molecule: messenger RNA, 2214 nt
Organism: Penicillium samsonianum
Lineage: Eukaryota; Fungi; Ascomycota; Eurotiomycetes; Eurotiales; Aspergillaceae
Exons: 3
Coding region: 1-2214 (737 amino acids)
Molecular function (GO): protein binding
Source: RefSeq, a predicted model, not a curated record
AUGGACAGGUUCCUACAGGACCCAGAGAGCGAGAGGCUCUUGAUCGAGCACAACCGGGCUCUCGAAGCUGCCGAGGCCGUCAAGGGUAUGCAAUUCAAACAAAAUAGAACACGGGAUGAACUUUUGAAGAGAUUUAAGCAUCGGCGGAAGAUGAACAAAGAUAAACCAUGCGGCCGAGGUAGCGCCAGCGCGGUGGAUGUCUCUUUCGCCCCUCUGAUCUAUCCACCGUGUCUCGCUCCGUUGAAAGGCCUAAAAAAGGUCAUGGUCAAGGAUUUGCUUCUUGAAACUCAUCAUAGAGGCUCUUACAUUCUAGUCAGAUCAAUCACCCAGACAGAGAAGACGGCUGCAGUUGUGGCUAUUGUGGAAGACGAACAGAAAGAUGCAAUCCCGCUUCAAAUGUUGAAUGAGAAGCUCCGCUGCCAGGAUGGCUCUGUUGAUAAAGGGCAGAUCCUGACUUUGAUACCCGAUACCGAAUACGGAGUUAGAGUUGAUCACGUUUCUGAUAUCAUGUUCAUCCCAAUGUUCGACAAGAUGGUGCCAUCGGCUUGGCGAGAGCGGCUUCCAGAGGAUGAAACCUCUCAGUGGAUGGCCGGGGAUUGGCUCAGCAUAGGUAACGAGUAUCUCAACCGGGGCAAAUUCUACUCUGCCACUGAAUAUUACUCCAAAGGACUGGAGUGUUCACCGACAGAGGAAGAGACGCAUUACCUUCUGUACUACCGGGGCCUGGCCUUCUUCCAGGUCGAUAAGUGGGAUGCAUCUCUGCAUGAUCUCGAUGCCGUUCCAACAGGCCCAAAAUCCGACAAAGCGCUUAGGGGCAAAGCCCAAACCCUGUACCGUUUGAAAAGAUUCCGGGAAAGCUGUGAUGUAUUCACGAAGCUCUGCAAGAAACACCCCGAAGACGUCGGUGCCAAGAACGAUUUUCGUGAAGCAAUUGCACGCCUUGCAGAGCAAAAGAAGGGCGGAUACAACUUCAAGAAGAUGCAGGAGAAAGCAUCGAAAACCUACCCGCCACUCUUGGAUCAUGCGACAUGGAUUGGCCCAGUGACGGUCAGGCAAACCAAGUCCCAAGGACGAGGCCUAUUCACAACAGAGGCAGUCAAGGCCGGUGAUUUACUGCUCUGUGAGAAAGCCUUUGCAUAUGCAAGCGAGCACCCUAGCAGGCCAAGGUGGAGCAGCACCCUCCAUAUCAACACCGAAACCCGGACGACCAUCCGAGGAGGCCAAUUCGCGCUUGCACCAUCGAUUAUCGAAAAGCUGUACAAGAACCCAUCAUUAGCAUCAGCAAUAACUGACCUCCACAGCAAUGGAUUCAAGCAGGUGCCAACAGGCCCCGUUGAUGGCAAUCCGGUGGUAGACACAUUUCAAAUCACCCGGAUAAUCUCCCUCAACAGCUUCGGCAGCCCAACCUCUUCCAGAGGAGACCAUAUCCACGACGCGUGCGACGCAAGCGGAAACCCUGAAACGCCGCAUAACUGCGGCGUAUGGCCCUAUGCCUCAACAAUCAACCACUCAUGCACGAGCAACGCACACCGCGCCUUCAUCGGCGACAUGAUGAUCAUCCGCGCAGCCACCGAUAUCCCCGCAAACACCGAGCUGACAAUCUGGUACCUGCUCCCCACCCCUGAAACCCAACCCAUGGACUUCCGCCAUUGGGGCUUUGACUGCUGCUGCGCCAUGUGCACCGACAUCAGGGCGACUGAGCAUCGGGUUCUCAAGACACGGAUCAGACAGCGCGCACAGAUCGCUAUGUCACUGGAAAAUAACAGCCGCGAGCGCGCUGAACUGCUCAUUGAGCGUCUGACUGAAACGUAUCCGCACUCACUGGAGCAGGUGCUGCGUCUUGCGUUGUGGGAGCCGCUUACUUUGAUUGCUGGGGUUUAUGACAGCCUGAGGCAACAGGCUGAAGCUAGGGAGGCUGUGGGUCGGGCUCUCGCGGCGGUUGGAUUUGUGCUUGAGGGAGGCGUGAAUGGGCCACUCGUUGUUAAGAAAUGGGGGCUCGCUAUGGAUAAUCUUGUUGUUGCGUGGAUGAUUCUUUGCAAGUCUCUGCUUGAGAUUGCGCCUGAGAGGGCGAUGCAGGCGGAACCGUACGCUCGCAUGGCUUACUUGAUUUGUGUUGGGGAGGAGGCAAGCUUUGAUUCAACCUAUGGAAUGAGCUUGAACGUGACUGAUGAGCCUCGUUCUGAGGAUGGUCAAGUGGAAGGAUGGGUAGUUUAG